UCUGCUGGCUGCUGAGCCGCCCGCCCCGGGGCUCCGCCCGGCCCCAGCCCCUGGCCGCUGGUGGGCAACUUCGGCUUCGCGCUGCUGCCCGGCCCGCUGCGAAAGCGGUGGCUGCUGGGCGGGCGGGCCGGGCCGGGGGGCUCCCGGCCGCUCGCCCCGCACCUGCUCCUGACCGGCCUGGCCAAGGUCUACGGCAGCGUCUUCAGCCUCUUCGUGGGCAGCCGCCCCAUGAUCGUGCUCAGCGACUUCGAGGCGGUGCGGGAGGCGCUGGUCAGCCAGGCCGAGGUGUUCAGCGACCGGCCCAGCGUCCCCAUCGUGGCCAUGCUCACCAAGAAGAAGGGUAUUGUUUUUGCACCAUAUGGCCCGGUAUGGAGACAACAGAGGAAGUUUUCUCACUCAACUCUUCGUCAUUUUGGAUUAGGAAAGCAUAGCCUGGAACCCAAAAUCAUUGAAGAACUGAAGUAUGUGAAAGAAGAAAUGCUAAGAUACGGAAAAGAUCCGUUUAACCCCUUUCCUAUUAUCAGCAACUCUGUGUCCAAUGUUAUCUGUUCUAUGGCCUUUGGCAGGCGCUUUGACUAUGAAGAUGUUGAGUUUAAGACCAUGCUAAGUCUCAUGUCACGUGCGCUAGAGAUAAGUGUAAACAGCCAUGUACUUCUGGUCAACAUUUGUCCUUGGCUGUAUUAUCUUCCCUUUGGCCCUUUCAGAGAACUGAGACAAAUUGAGUUUGAUGUCACAGCUUUUCUAAAGAAAAUAAUUGCACAGCACAGGGACACUCUGGAUAGAGAAAAUCCCAGGGACUUCAUCGAUAUGUAUCUCCUCCAAGUGGAAGAAGAGAGAAAGAGCAACAGUGAGAGCAGCUUUAACGAAGACUACCUGUUUUUUAUCAUUGGUGACCUCUUCAUCGCAGGCACUGACACCACUACCAACACACUGCUCUGGUGUCUGCUCUAUAUGUCUCUCCACCCAGAAGUACAAGAAAAGGUUCAUACAGAAAUUGAAGUGGUCAUUGGGCGUGACAGAGCUCCUUCUCUCACUGACAAGGCUCAUAUGCCCUUCACAGAGGCGACCAUCAUGGAGGUCCAGAGAAUGACUGUGGUUGUUCCUCUUUCUGUUCCUCGAAUGGCCUCAGCAACUACUGUGCUACGGGGAUAUACUAUUCCUAAAGGCAGUGUGAUUGUGCCCAACUUAUGGUCAGUGCACAGAGAUCCAAAUAUAUGGGAGAGACCAGAUGACUUCCAACCAACAAGAUUUCUGGAUGAAAAUGGCCAGCUAAUCAAAAGAGAAAUGUUCAUUCCUUUCGGAAUUGGUAAACGUGUGUGCAUGGGAGAGCAGCUGGCAAAAAUGGAGCUGUUCUUGAUGUUUGUAAAUCUCAUGCAAAAUUUCACCUUUUUGUAUCCUGAGAAUGCUACAAAACCUGCCAUGGAAGGAAGAUUUGGUCUAACUUUAGCUCCAUUUCCAUUCAAUAUAAUUGUUUUGAAGAGAUGAAGAAACUUGAAAAAAGACUAAAUGAAGAGAUACUGCACUUAGCAAAUUCAGCUUUAUAUUUUUAUCGUUCUAAGCAGCAGCAGAGGAAGACAGCAGCAGCAGCAUUUUGAAAAUACUGUAAGGAGAGAGAUUAUCAAGACAUGCACCAGAUAAAGGUGAGAGCAGUUCUGUUUCUCCUGCUGAACCUAAUAGGAGAGCUCUCCCCUCCUCACGUCUUUCGUACAAAAUACUGUGGGGUCCACCUGGCUGAAGAGAAGCGGAUCUUCUUUUUCUCUUGUGCUCCUGGGAGUCCUGACUAGGGAGCUUUGCUUAUUUUGCUUAAUAUUAUUCUGCAUAUGUGACCAGGAUUUGAGUGUUUGUUUGGUAAAGUCUCCCUCAGGCAGAGCUGGGGUGAGCUCAGUGCAGGCGUUCAGUUCGUAUCUAUGAAUACUGAGCAAUAGAAUUUCUGUUUGGGUAAUGCUUGUUUUCAGCUGUAAUUGGCUAGUCCUGAAUAAUCUUCAGUCAGAUAAAGUUUACUAAGGACCAAAGCACCUCAUCUGUAUCUCAAAACCGGCUUUUGUUGCAGUGAUCUUUUAGCACAAAAUGCCAAAGAUGAAUGCACUUAAUUUCUUCUGAGGAAACAACUUAACCUGGUGAAUUGCUCAAAUAAACUUUGUCACAGUAUGUUGCCAACUGGUGGGAUUUUAUAGUGUCUCUCUCUCUCAAUAAUAAGUGUUUUUCUUAAAGUCCAGCAUUUACAUUCUUGUGAUUCAGAUUGUAAUUUAAAAAAAAUAAAAUUGGGAAGAAAAGCCUGAAUGUGUGAUCCAAGUGUAACCCAACAGACUCAAAACACUACAUAGAUUCGAAGGCCAGAAGGGACCAUUGGAUCUAGUCUGACCUCCUUUAUAUCACAAGCCAUUGAACUUCCCCAGAAUAAAAAGCUGCCCAAGCAAGCAUUUGAAAGCAGAUAAAAACACAGUAUACUUGUGACACCCUGACAUCCCAAUAUUCACCACUGUCAUGUAAUUAGGAUGUGUUUUGUACCAAGUAUGUCUUGUGAGAUGUCAUUCUAAAAGUCAAGUAUCAGAGGGGUAGCCGUGUUAGUCUGGAUCUUUAAAAGCAGCAAAGAGUC
Messenger RNA from Mauremys reevesii (Reeves's turtle), 2596 nucleotides. Its product is annotated as cytochrome P450 2U1. The coding region runs from base 229 to 1485 and encodes 418 amino acids. The record is from RefSeq and is a predicted model, not a curated record. Gene Ontology annotation, cellular component: intracellular membrane-bounded organelle; cytoplasm. Gene Ontology annotation, biological process: xenobiotic metabolic process. NCBI's taxonomy places the organism in Eukaryota, Metazoa, Chordata, Testudines, Geoemydidae. The transcript is spliced from 6 exons. Gene Ontology annotation, molecular function: iron ion binding; heme binding; oxidoreductase activity, acting on paired donors, with incorporation or reduction of molecular oxygen, reduced flavin or flavoprotein as one donor, and incorporation of one atom of oxygen.